AUGCCUUGUGGACUUACAAUCAAAGAAGCAUUGACAGAAUAUGAUAAUUAUGAAGUAGACGAGGAUGACAUGAGUGAUUUAGAGUUGACGAUUAUUCCGCCUCCUCCAGACGAAUUAAAAGACAAAGAAGAUAUUGAAGAAAAUACAUUGACAGAUAGUGUUGUGCGUGAUGUUGCAGGUACUUUAGAACUCAUUACCCCUAGUGAUAAACAUGAUGAUUCACCCUGUGGGAAGAAUGAGAACAAAGAUGGACCUUUAGCAAAGAAGAAUUUGAAAGCUGCAGGAACAAUCAGAGAGACUCACAGUAAAUCUUGUCCUUUAAUGAACUCCAAAAGAAUGGAAAAAGAGAAGGAACGUGGGUUUUACGACCACCAGUUCGACAAAGAAAAUGAAAUUUUAUUGGUGAAAUGGAGAGACAACAAACCAGUGUGCAUUGCAACUAAUUUCAGCGCUAUCACGCCUGUUUCUUCUGUUAAAAGAUACUCCCAGCAGAAAAAGAAAGAGAUAAAUAUACCAAUGCCAAAACUCUUCCAAGAAUAUAAUACACAUAUGGAAGAUGUAGAUUUAUUGGACAAGCAAGACUCCCUCUACAGAAUACGUGUAAGGUCUAAAAAAUGGUAG
This is a messenger RNA of Centruroides sculpturatus (bark scorpion), 621 nucleotides long. RefSeq names its product piggyBac transposable element-derived protein 1-like. The record is from RefSeq and is a predicted model, not a curated record. Lineage: Eukaryota; Metazoa; Arthropoda; Arachnida; Scorpiones; Buthidae. The transcript has 2 exons. The coding region runs from base 1 to 621 and encodes 206 amino acids.